AUGGUGACAUUGCCUGAGUUGAAACAUCUUUCUAUUGAUCUGGAAAAUGAGCUUUACAAGCAAUAUAAUUCAACUAACCAGAUCUAUCAACAACACUAUCUCAAACUUUUAAAUAUUUUAAAAAUUUCUUCAGACAAGGUUUUGAAUGGUGAGGAGUCUCCGAUAAGUCUUGUAAAAAAAGCACGUUGUAUGUCAGAUGAUUUAUUGAACAACAUAGAUACUACAUAUAAACAUGAUCAACACGUUUAUGACAUCAAUUGUCAAGUUUGUAAUCCAUCACGUAACAUAAACAAAAACAGCGAGACAGUUGGAUCAAAAUUAAAUCCUACCAAAUCUUCUUUUAAAUUACCCGAUGAAACACUUUCAUCAAACGUAUCGGAUGUAAACUGUGCCUUUAAUGCUUUUCCUUCUGACGUCUCAAGUACAACUGAUAUUGAAAAGCCAAAAACUAAAGAAGCUUUCGAGGAUGAACUAAUUUUAAAAAGUAAGAAAAAUGAAAAUGAUGGCUCAUUCAAUAAUAGGUUUAUUAAGUGCAUCGCCCUGGCUUUUUGGAAUUCUCCAAGAAUCAGCCAAGUGGACAGACACGAUAUCAACAAAAAUAAAAUGUGCACCAAAGAGUGUCCGUUCUACGGCCCAAACAGUGAAUUAUACCAGCAAGUUGACAGCUUAGCGAUGGGAUUUCCAUUGGAGGAAUCCUUGAAGGAUUCCAAAAUUCCAAACUAUCAGUAG
Messenger RNA from Helobdella robusta, 729 nucleotides. RefSeq lists its product as hypothetical. The coding region runs from base 1 to 729 and encodes 242 amino acids. NCBI's taxonomy places the organism in Eukaryota, Metazoa, Annelida, Clitellata, Rhynchobdellida, Glossiphoniidae. The record is from RefSeq and is a predicted model, not a curated record. The transcript is spliced from 5 exons.